CUUUGGCCAAGGCCCUUCCUCUGCGGCCCCUCCAGCUAGUGCUCCAUUCACGUUUGGUGGCCCUACCAAUAACAUGACGAAUACGGCACCUCCUGCACCAAGCUCUGGAGGCGGGCUUGUUUUCCCUACUGGCCCAACUACCCCUUUGACGAAGACCCUGGAGCUGGAUAGUAUGGAUGCUAGCCCCAUUCGUGGAGGAGAUUCGUCCAGCAAUGUUGGUUCUUCCUUUAGUGCUGCCAAUACAGGUGGUGGAUUCUCUUUCGGUGCAAGCAACACAAGCGGCGGCGGCGGAUUCGGCUCCUCAACUGGAAAUGCAUUCAGCUCCACAAAUAGUGGCUUUGGUGCUCCCAGUACAUCAGGGUUUGGUGGUCUGUCCAAGGAUGCACCAUCCACACCCUCUUCUACUCCCUUUUCCUUUGGAACGCCUACCAGUGCCACCUCUUCGUUUGGUCAACAACCACCCGCAUCCUCUUUUGGACAAGGGGGAGGAGGAUUCUCCUUUUCUCAGCCAGCGGCCGCCAGUGCGAGCCCUUUCAAUCAACCACAGUCUCUGGCAUCACCCGCUGUGGGAGGCUUCGCACAACUGGCAUCACCAGCUGCUAGUCCGUUCACUCAGCCUAUAUCUCUUGGAAGUGGAGGGAGUACAUUUGGUGGAACGCCCCAAGGUCAGAAGCGUUUACUUUCCGAAGAUCCUUCCGACGGAGG
Messenger RNA from Acaulospora colombiana, 705 nucleotides. NCBI's taxonomy places the organism in Eukaryota, Fungi, Glomeromycota, Glomeromycetes, Diversisporales, Acaulosporaceae. The record is from the annotation of a GenBank genome assembly.